AUGUGCGAGAAAACAUGUUUAGGGCUCACUGCUCUCACACAUCCACCAAUCCCAAAACUUCCAUCUAUUCCAUUACCGUCACUGCAGACCCAUCUCAAUUUCUCUUAUAAUUCGCCCCUCAAAACUGAAAUCCCAAAAAUACCCAAAAGAUUUGUGGUAUUUGCAAACAACGACAACGGGUUGGAGCAGGAUUCGAAUUCCAAGGAGAAGGUAGAAGAGAAAGGCAAAGAUGAAGGAAUUGGAUCCGACGGUAGUGGCAGUGUUGAUGAUUUAGGGAAGAAUCAACAGCCUUUAUUCGGCAACAUCAGAUGGGGUGAUCUCUUACCAGACCCAGAUCCUAACAACGUCUUGGCUGUCGGAUUUACUGGGCUGCUGACGUGGGUGAGUGUGCAGGUGCUGUCCAUCGCAUCGGCUAUGCUUGUUGUUGUUUGUAAGUAUUCCUUCAUUGCUGUUGUGCUUCUCUUCAUUCUCAUUACCUUCUUUGGCUCACUCGUCUUCCAAUUUUACUCCCAAACUUCUUGA
Pyrus x bretschneideri (Chinese white pear) is the source of this 522-nucleotide messenger RNA. RefSeq lists its product as uncharacterized. The coding region runs from base 1 to 522 and encodes 173 amino acids. The transcript has a single exon. Lineage: Eukaryota; Viridiplantae; Streptophyta; Magnoliopsida; Rosales; Rosaceae. The record is from RefSeq and is a predicted model, not a curated record.